GAAAAUUUCCCCCAAAUCAGAGCAAAAAAAAAAUGUCGCAGCUAUGGGUAAAGCGCGCCAAGGCGGAGAUGACGCGGCACUCGCGCCUCCUCGAAACUAUCAAUCGCAUAUUUCCGCUGCCCUUUGAGGAGCGUCGCUCUCGCGUGGGUAUGAUGUCGUACGGUACCUACCGCUGGAUGCGGUACUUCCCGGUCGUCCUCGUGCCCGUCGUGCUCAUCGGUGUCUUGCUAGAAACGCGCGACAAUCCGCAGGAGCACGUCUUUACCUCCCUGCAUCUUUGGCUGGCUGAUCAUGGCGUAUUCCGUCACGAUACGGUGAAAGCGCUUAAUCCCGCCUUCGAAGAUGAACGGCGAUCGAUUCAGUGGAAGGCGAACGACCGAAAGUGGCGCUUCACCGGAACGGACAUGCCGUCGGAGCGCGAGAUUCGCGAGUUCGCGGCGAUCAACAUUGACCGUCAGUCCCCCAAGAACCUCUGA
Molecule: messenger RNA, 476 nt
Organism: Leptomonas pyrrhocoris
Lineage: Eukaryota; Euglenozoa; Kinetoplastea; Trypanosomatida; Trypanosomatidae
Exons: 1
Coding region: 33-476 (147 amino acids)
Source: RefSeq, a predicted model, not a curated record